Messenger RNA from Medicago truncatula (barrel medic), 1477 nucleotides. Its product is annotated as polygalacturonase. Gene Ontology annotation, molecular function: polygalacturonase activity. The record is from RefSeq and is a predicted model, not a curated record. Lineage: Eukaryota; Viridiplantae; Streptophyta; Magnoliopsida; Fabales; Fabaceae. The transcript has 4 exons. Bases 79 to 1302 code for a protein of 407 amino acids. Gene Ontology annotation, biological process: carbohydrate metabolic process.
AUUCAAGAGAACAUUAUAAAAAUAAUCAAAGAUUUCUCAAAAAAAAAAAAAACAAUAAUAAUAAUAAUAAAAGGAGAUAUGAAGUUCAGCACUGCCAUUAUUGUUUCAUUCCUAUUCCUUGCUGAGUUUUGUGCAGUUCAAUCUCUGGUCCUUGACAUAUCAAAAUUUGGUGGAGCACCAAAUUCAGAUAUAACCCUGGCUCUUGGAAAUGCUUGGAAGGAAGCAUGUGCAUCAACAACUGCAUCAAAAAUUGUGAUUCCAGGAGGUACAUACAAGAUGGGUGGAAUAGAACUUAAAGGUCCUUGUAAGGCACCUAUUGAAGUUCAAGUUGAUGGAACAAUUCAAGCCCCUGCAGACCCUUCUCAGAUCAAAGCGGCGGAUCAAUGGGUUAAAUUUCUAUACAUGGAACAUCUUACCUUAUCAGGAAAAGGAGUUUUUGAUGGUCAAGGUGCAACUGCUUAUAAACAAGCUCAACCUGCAGCUGCUUGGAGUGGUAAAAAGAGUAACGUGAAAAUUUUGAUGAAUUUAGGUUUUAUGUUUGUCAACAAUUCCAUGGUCACCGGCGUUACUUCUAAGGACAGCAAAAAUUUCCAUGUCAUGGUCUUGGGAUGCAAUAAUUUUACAUUUGAUGGCUUCACAGUUACUGCCCCUUCAGACAGUCCCAACACAGAUGGAAUCCACAUGGGAAGAUCAACUGAUGUUAAAAUUCUUAACACCAAUAUCGGUACCGGAGAUGAUUGUGUCUCAUUGGGAGAUGGUAGCAGAAAAAUCACUGUCCAAGGUGUGAAGUGUGGACCUGGUCAUGGUAUUAGUGUUGGAAGCCUUGGAAGGUAUACGACCGAAGAUAAUGUAGAAGGAGUUACAGUUAAGAACUGUACUCUAACCGCAACUCAAAAUGGUGUGAGGAUUAAGACUUGGCCUGAUGCACCAGGAACAAUUACUGUUUCUGAUAUACAUUUUGAAGAUAUUACCAUGAAUAAUGUCACGAACCCUAUCAUCAUUGACCAAGAGUAUUGUCCAUGGAACGCGUGCAACAAAAAGGUUCCAUCAAAAGUAAAGUUAAGCAAGAUUUCAUUCAAGAACAUUCAGGGAACCUCAGGAGCUCCAGAAGGAGUGGUUCUUGUUUGCAGCAGUGCCGUACCAUGUGAUGGUGUCGAGCUAAAUAAUGUUGAUGUCAAAUUCAAUGGAAAACCAGCAAUAGCUAAAUGUUCUAAUGUCAAGCCUACAGUUACAGGAACAGCUCCUGCAUGUCAAGCUCCAGGUGCAGUUCCAGCUGCUGGCCGAAAAUCUCCUGCUAAAUAAUUUUGAUUCUUUUCUCAUUUUCUUUGAAGAGUAGACAAACCAUCCCCAUAAUGCGAGGAUGUUGACAGAUAGUAGUAUAGUUUCAUGGGAAUAAAUAACUCGACAUUUGUAUUAGAACCACUGUCAUGUAUUUGUAACCCUUCUCAUAUAAUAAAUAAAUUUCUCUUAGUUUGCA